AAAUAAACUGCUCUACGCUUCCUCUACUGCGCAGACUCGCGCACACAGGAAGAGCUAGAGCGCUCAUCCCACACAAGAUUUCACGUCUCCUUAAAAAGCUCUUAGGAGCUCAUCAUCAACAGUAAAACUGUAUAAGCAUCGGGUUGACGUGACCGAAGGAAGCGGCGUGUCGUACGGGGAGCUGCCUGCUGAAAUCGCCAUGAGUUAUAAACCUAUUGCCCCGGCGCCAUCAGGCUCCAAUCACACUCCGCCAGGCUCCUCUGUGCCCUCCCCUUCGCUCCCUUCGUCGUCCAACUUUAGGCCAGCGUUCAGUGACUUUGGGCCACCGUCAAUGGGCUUUGUUCAGCAGCCUGUCAAAGUGUCCCAGGGGUCCACCUACAGCGAGCUUCUGUCCGUCAUCGAAGAAAUGAGCCGUGAGAUCAGGCCGACGUACGCUGGGAGCAAGAGCGCGAUGGAGAGGCUAAAGAGAGGUAUAAUCCACGCCCGUGCACUGGUCAGGGAGUGUCUUGCAGAGACUGAGCGAAGCGCCCGCACAUAACCUUUUGGAAAAAUCCCCCCUCACCCGUCACUCUUUCCCUGUAGAAGCCCCCAUGUUUUUCCUGCUGCCCACCUUGCUUUGUUUGCCGGCUCUUUAUGGGUGCAUCAUAACCCUCUCGUGUCCACCGUUCACCACAUUUCACACCACGCCCAUUUUGUUUAUGACAAACUUUCGUAAACUUUAGCUGUUGGGCAGAUGCGUAAUGAAGUUUUAUACCUAAGAAGAAUGUGGGGGAUUUAAAGCUACGGGUUAAAACAUUUGUUUUUGUUUUUUGUUCUGUUCAAUGACGGCAAUUGACCAACAGAGCUUUUCUAAUGAUGACAUCGGUGUUCAGACUGCCCAAUUCUCUAGCUUCUAUUUUGAAUAUUGCUCUGCAACCACUGAAUAUUUUGAAUAUGACCCUUUUCCACUCAUCCAUCCUUAUGUUUUCGUCAUAUUUUGUAGCGUAGAGGUUUCAUUCCUAUACAUCUCAAGUCAGUUUGUUAGUAUGGAAAUUUUGUAAACCAGAUUUUUGCAGUUCAGUAUGUUUAUCUUAAUUAAAUAACUGAAAAAAUA
Mugil cephalus (flathead mullet) is the source of this 1093-nucleotide messenger RNA. It is a transcript of the gene cdk2ap2, whose product is annotated as cyclin-dependent kinase 2 associated protein 2. Lineage: Eukaryota; Metazoa; Chordata; Actinopteri; Mugiliformes; Mugilidae. The transcript is spliced from 5 exons. The record is from RefSeq and is a predicted model, not a curated record. Bases 200 to 538 code for a protein of 112 amino acids. Gene Ontology annotation, cellular component: cytoplasm; microtubule; nucleus. Gene Ontology annotation, biological process: negative regulation of G1/S transition of mitotic cell cycle; regulation of microtubule cytoskeleton organization.